Messenger RNA from Fopius arisanus, 1242 nucleotides. RefSeq lists its product as uncharacterized. The transcript has a single exon. The record is from RefSeq and is a predicted model, not a curated record. NCBI's taxonomy places the organism in Eukaryota, Metazoa, Arthropoda, Insecta, Hymenoptera, Braconidae. Bases 1 to 1242 code for a protein of 413 amino acids.
AUGAUUCUACUCGCCAAGAGUAUCAUUCAAAAGCUAUGGGUGGCGAAAGUGGAGUGGGAUGAAUCUGUACCAACCAGCAUCCACACUCUAUGGACUGAGUUUUACAGAGAACUCCCCACAAUCAAUAAUUUGCAGUUUGAUCGGAAUGUUCUGACUUCAGAGUCAACUUCUAUACAAUUACACGGUUUUUGCAACGCAAGUGAGAGAGGAUACGGGGCAUGUCUCUACGUGAGGUCCACCAAUACCAUAGGGGACAUCCACACAGCUCUUCUGUGCUCCAGGUCGAGAGUGGCACCCUUAAAGACCAUCACAAUCCCACGACUCGAACUGUCAGGCGCACAAACCCUGGUUCAACUGUAUCAAGCUGUCAAGGAAGCCAUCACGGCUCCAGUUUCCAGGGUGGUUUUUUGGACUGACUCCAUGGUGGCACUCCAUUGGAUUGCAUCAUCGCCACAUCAAUUAAAAACAUUUGUGGCUAAUCGAGUUGCCGCCAUUCAACAAGGAUCUUCCGAAAUCGAAUGGAGACACAUCAAAUCCGAGGACAAUCCUGCAGAUGCCCUCUCACGAGGGCAACUGCCCAGUGAAUUAGUUGAUAACAACUUGUGGCGUCAGGGUCCAAUCUGGCUGCGGAAUCCUGAAGACACGUGGCAGUGGCUGCCAGUACAACAACUCGAAGCCGAUCCUGAAAUGAAGAUAUCGACCUAUUUGCAUGUCAUCUCUGAGUUCACUCUAUUUUCACAUUACUCGUCAUGGACCAAAUUAAAACGACAUGUUGCCAUUUGGAGAAGAUAUUUUAAUUAUAUUCAAAGAAAAUCACCAUCAAAGGAUCCAUUAACGGUAGAGGAGCUAAGAGAAGCACAAUUGGCCAUUCUCCGAGUGGUCCAGUCCAAGACGUUUCAGGAAGACGUGGUCAAGUUACAGGCCAAACCAGCUCAGUACAAUGGCAAACUCAAGACAUUGAAUCCGUUUAUUGAUCGUCAAGGAAUCAUGAGAGUGGGAGGCAGACUACAGCAGGCGAACAUUCCAUUCUUUCAAAAACAUACUGUCCUUCUGCCCAAGAACCAUCACGUUACCAACUUAACCAUCAAUGCCGAACAUUUAGCUCAGAUACAUUCAGGAGUGCAAAACACUUUACACGGCCUGCGACGUGAAUUCUGGCUCUUGGAUGGUCGCUCUCAGGUUCGAAAAAUUGUUCGACAAUGCCUUCCUUGCCUACGAGCUCGUCCCCCUGUCCCAGAAUAA